This is a messenger RNA of Nerophis lumbriciformis (worm pipefish), 7146 nucleotides long. The record is from RefSeq and is a predicted model, not a curated record. NCBI's taxonomy places the organism in Eukaryota, Metazoa, Chordata, Actinopteri, Syngnathiformes, Syngnathidae.
AUGGAGCGAUCGCUGGCCCUCGCUUUGGCGCUGAUGGUCUGCUUCUUGCCCGCGCUCGACAGCGCGCCUUCAGAGUAUCAGCUGGAUUCGACGGUGACGCCGUGCGAGGCGCUGAGAAACGCCGCCGGGCCUCCGGAACGCCGCCCGCAAUGCACGCAUGACGGACGCUUCAGGCCUGUGCAGUGCAGCGGACGGGGCCAGGAGUGCUGGUGCGUGGAUGCCAAAGGACAGGAACUCCCCGGGACGCGGACCAACAAAUCCGUCCCGCAGUGCGCGUCGCCGUGUCACCUUCAGUCAUCCCUGCGCUGCUCGCCGUCGGGCGACUUCCUGCCGGUGCAGUGCGACUCCGGCGUGGGGCAGUGUUGGUGCGUCGACCGGGACGGCAUGGAGAUAUACGGGACCAGACAAAGGGGAACGCCGCACCGCUGCCCCGGCAGCUGCGCGGCGCUUUCUCGACGUCUCCUUCACACCGCCGUCUCCUCGUCCGCGUCGCCUCAGUCUUCGCCGCCGCAGUGUUCCGAGGACGGCGACUUCCUUCCCGUUCAAUGUCGGCUGGUCAACAUGACGGACAGGCGAGAGCUGGACAUCCUGCACGCCUUUAACACAUUCCCACAAGCCUUUUCCAACUUCAAAUCUUUCCGGAAGUUCUUCCCGGGGGUUUCCGCCUACUGCUUCUGCUCUGACAGCAGAGGGCGCGAGAUGACCGACACAGGUGCGGAACUCUUGACGUCCGAUGUGUACGACUCGGCAUUCUCCGGCCCGGGCGUUGCCCGUUCCUUCGCCGAGUCCACGGUCUUUAAGGUUCUUCACAGGAGGACGCUGGGACUCCGGCUGGCCCUCGUCGGAAAAUUCCGUUGUCCGUCUGCUUGCGAGGAGGAGCGGAGGGCGUCCACGUCCGAGGCGUUCGUCCCGUCCUGCGAGGAGGACGGGAACUUCUCGUCCAAGCAGUGCCAGCAGGGGGGGCAGUGUUGGUGCGUGGACUCGGCGGGGGCGGAGCUUCCCGGUACGCGUCGCCGCGGAGACUCCCUGGUCUGCGGAAACGCCGCGUCCGAGGACUGCGCGUCUCUCCGCCGCACUUCCUUGUCCCGCUUGUUCUCGGGUCCCCUGGAAGCCCGUCUUCCCGUCCCCUCGUCGCCGGGUGUCUCGGUCUCCUGUCCGGCCCUCCUGCGCUCCGUCAAAGCUCUCCUUCCCCAGGAGGCGGACCCUCGGUCCUCCCUGUCUGUCGCGGCCGACGUCUUGCACGGGCUCUUCCCCUCUGCGGGCGGCGCUCUAGAGGCUCUGGCCGCCACAUCUCCCGGGCGUCUGCAGGAGUUUCUGUUCGGCGGGAAGUUCCUGAAGAACGCGGCUACCUUCAAUCUGAGCCGCGCGGUGGGAACACGGGGCGCCCUGCGUGCGGACGAUGCCGCCAGCCCGCAUCAGAACCUGGUACUCGCCGUCAGUCGGGCCAUGGAGGACCGGGACUUCCUGGCCGGGGUGCGGCUCAUCCUGACCGGAGCUUCGGGAUCCGCCUCCGUGCGGCAGGCGCUGACCCCCACGUUCCGGGCGUGUGCCGGCAACGGCCGGGACGACGCGCUGUCCGUCUUCGUUCCCGACUGCGCGGCCGACGGUUCCUUCAUGGAGGUGCAGUGUCAGGGCGGCGAGUGCUGGUGCGUGACCCCGAGAGGCGGAGAGUUGGCGGGGACGAGGACGAGCGGCGGACGGCCACGCUGUCCGUCUCUUUGCGAGAAGAGGAGGGCGGCGGCCCUGCAGACGCGAGACGAAAUGGCGGCGGGGGCCGACGUCCAGGUUCCCGCGUGCUCGCCGGACGGAGGUUUCCUCCCUCUGCAGUGCGGACGCACGGGGUGUUUUUGCGUCGACCGGCAGGGGGCGCCGAUUGCCACGCAGUCUCCAGGGGGUGCACUGGAAUGUCCUGACGCGGACUCCCAGAAGCCUCGCUCACCAACAGGUGAAUGCUCACGGGCCUUACAGGAAGUGGCGGCCUUCAGACAGGAAGUCAGCAAAAUGGUGGCGCUCUCCAAUUCCUCCCACCUACCGGCCGGAUACUCUUACCUAUUGGCCGAGGGCGUGCGCCUGACCUCGGAGGAGCUGGGUUCGGAGGAGGCGCAGCGCGUCUCCGAUUGGCUGCUGAGUCGCUCCAAAGCUGCGCUGCGAAUGGCCGCCUACUCCACCUUGCAGAUGCUGCAACCUGUGGGACGUCUCUCUUAUCAGCCCUUCAGUCCAGAGUGUGACGACCACGGAGAAUGGCGGCCCACGCAGUGUUACCACGGCAAAGGUCAGUGUUGGUGCGUUGACGAACACGGCGAGUACGUUCCGGGAUCGCUGAGCGAACGUUCGAUCCCGCCGGUCAAAUGUCUCACUCGCUGUCAAAGAGCUCGGAGUCACGGGCUGCUCUCCGGUUGGAUGAAAGCCUCCAAUGACACGGAUGACACAGCGCCGGGCUACCGCCCACAUUGUGACGAGGAUGGUCACUUCUCCGUUCUUCAGACAGAGGGCGCCGCAGGCUGGUGUGUUCACCCUGUGAGCGGCGAGCGACUGCGGGACGCCGCCCCGGGCCCAGACGGCCGGCUAUCCUGUCCCAGCCAGUGCCAACUUCAGGGUCUCCAGUGCGGCCCUGACGGCUCCUUUGCUCCUCUGCGGUGUGACGCCACAACCUGUUGGUGCGUGUCCGAGGACGGACGGGAAGUGGCGGGAACCCAGGAACUCCGAGCGACGGGUCGCACCCCGUCUUGUGACUGUCCCGCUUGUCCCGCCACCGUCGCUCGCGGCACCCUCUUGUGCCGCCCCGCGCAAGAUGGCCGCCAGAGCUGCGAGCUGGUGUGCGAGCGCGGGUACGUCAACUCGCUUCCCGCACGUGGUUUCAAGUGCGACACGAGCGAUCGCCGAUGGGAGGGCGACCUCCGACCUCUGCCCGGAGCCUGUCAGAUGAUCACGCCCCCUCAGCGGAUGUUGGCGUCUCAGACGUGGUCGUUGGCGGCUCCUUGUUCGGACCCUGGAGCUCUACAAUCGCAGCUCUUCCACGACAUGACCACCGGGGGGCUCUGUUCGGCUCAGCUCCCAGCAUCCAGGCGCAGCAUAGCACUAUGUGACGACUCUUCAGUACGCGUGCGCUGCCACAACAACGCGUUGACCAACGUGACGGCCGCCUGGACCGUCUUGACCUCUGACCUCCCGACCUCCGAACUGCCCGACCUUCACGACGCAGCGGUGUUCCUGAACAUCUCGCAUCUCCUGGAGCGAUUUGAGCUCCUGCUUACGAAAGGCACGGACAUCGCGGCGAUCUCUCGAUCGGACGCAGCGCCCUCGCUCCGAGCGGGCUGUUCCCGCAGCUACCGCCUGAGCGACGACGGCCGAGGCUGCGUGGUUUGCCCUGCCGGCAGCUACUCCGCGGAAGGGGCGUGUCUCCUAUGUCCCGAAGGAAGCUAUCAGGAUGCGGAGGGGCGGGACUCGUGCGACCGUUGCCCUGCCGGCUCCUCCUCCUCUCCCGGAGCUUUUUCCGUCAAUCAAUGCGUGACCGACUGUCAGAGGCGUGGCCUUCGUUGCUCCAGCGGCGGCGACUUCCUGCCUGCUCAGGCCGACCUCCCGUCUGGCAGGUGGAGUUGCUUUAAUAGCAAGGGGGCGGAGCUAGAGUGGACCAGGAGUAAUACGCCCCUCAAGGAUGACGAAUGCUCAGUCUUACGCAGAUUUGAGGCUGUCGCCAGGUCAGAGGUCAUCUUUGGAGCUCAAGACACAGAAGUCUUGCAGAGCACGAUCUCUGACCUCAGAAAAUGUGCUCAAGCAUGCGCAUUGAACGCCUCCUGCCACCACGUGGCGCUGUUCGCCGGCCAAUGUCAAAUCUACAGCACGCACCCGCUGAACACGCGCUGCAACAUUUCCGAGCAGGUGAAAGGCUUUCUGGGUAACGGUCAGGCCGAGUUUUACGAUCAGUUGAAAUGCCUGGUGAGGGUGAAGGGCGUGGCCUCCGACACACUAGUCCUGCGGAAGAUCGGGGCGGAGUCAACUUCGGACUUUGUGAGGUCGUCCAUGUCGAAGGCGGAGUCCGGCGUGUUUAGGACGUGGGUGUUCGGCGACGCGUCGCUGGCCGAUGCUCAUCGCUUCUGCGAGACGGGUUGUCGCCGCGACGACUGUUGCCAAGGUUUUGUCCUCAACCGAAACAGCUUCAGCGGCGGUUCUCUGCUCUGCGGUUGGCUGAGAUCACCGCCCGUCUUGACGUGUGGCCAGCGGGACUGGGACGUGACUGGACGCGGCGCCGCCAAUCGUAUUUGUGGGGCGGGGCUAGCAUACAACAAGGGCCAACGCAACUUUCUCUUUGACUUUGGCGGACAGAAGUUUACCAUCGACGAGUCGGCGCUUCCCGCGUCGACCGCUUCCAAAAAGGAUUACCAGGCGUCCUUGGUGGACUUCCAGGCCGUCUACCUGGCAAGCGACCCCUCGGAUGCCGCUUCCUGUGCGCUGGAUCCCGUCUUGACUCCGCCUCUUGAUGGUUCAGUGCAGAUGAAGUUCUCAGCUCUCCCCAACGACGACGUGUCGGCGGAUGCUGGGACGUCGCUCCCCGUUCUGUCUUUCCUGCUCAACAAGAAGACCUUCACUUCCCAGCAGGCUUUGCUGUGGUGCCUGACGCGCUGCGACGGCGAAGCCGGCUGCUCGCUGGCCCGGGUGGACUCGGCCCGCUCGCCGGCGGGUUUCCACGACUGCUCGAUGUUUCCUGACACUCGCGUGUGCGGCGCCUACGACACGCCGCUGAGACGACCCUGUCGCGUCCUACUGGACGGGAGGCUUAACGGCGUUUUUAGCAAGAAAGUGGACCUCCUGGGUCCGGUAAAGAGCUUCUACCAGCGAGUCCCCUUCCAGAAGAUGGUCUCCUAUUCGGUGCGCCGUCGCGUCAACGUGGAGGCAAACUUGUCGCUGCCCGAUGGGUUCGUGGCUUGCGAGCGCCGUUGCGACGAGGACGCUUGUUGCCGUGGUUUCGGCUUUAUCCGAGACUCCAAAGAUGGUGGCACAGGUGUCGUGUGCGUGAUUCUGAUCAGCCUCGGGAUUCAAACAUGCACCGAAGACCGGCAGAGCUCGUGGAGCGUCGGAGAUUGUCGACAAAAGGACGUUCACACGGCGCCGACGCCCUUCGGCUGGUACCAGAAACCUGUCAAUCAGUGGACUUCGUCUCCUGGUUUGUGUCCUGCCUUUACUCUGCCAACUUUGAAGAACAACGUGUCGACGGACGACUGGACUCUGCUGCCCGAGUCGUCGCUUCUGCUGGAUCCGUCGUCUCCUUCUUAUGAUGUCAUCCACAUCAGCCGUGACAUUGCCACCGACCCGGACCGGACCAGGGACUGGUGCCUCCAAGCUUGCCGGGAGGCGGAGACUUGCGCAGCCGUGUCAUUAGCGGAAUCGCCGUCGGCCACUCGCUGCGUCCUUUACCCGGACACCACCUUGUGUGGCCUAAGCUCCGCCCCCGACUCGGGAAGCCCCGCCUUCUCCUGCCGUCUGGUUGUCAGAGAGCCCGCCCCUCGCGUCUACUUGAGGACAGUUCCGUCGUCGUCCGCGAUGAACGUCGCCAUCGAGGGCCACGGCACCCUACGGGGCGUCAUCGCAGAAACGGCGUCGGGCUCGGACCGGAAGCGUGUGCUCCGGUUCCUCGGCGUACCGUACGCUCGCCCGCCCACGGGAUCCCUCCGUUUUCGAGAGGCGCUGCCGCCCGAUUGGACGGGAACUUGGGAUGCCACCCGUAUGCGGUCCAUCUGCGUCCAAGCGGGCAGAGCCGACGGCGACGAAGACUGCCUGUACCUCAACGUCUUCAGGCCCGCCGCCACGAGGGGGCGCCUUCCCGUGCUGGUCUUCUUCGUCAACGCUGCGAGCGAUCGCGGCCUGGACGGCUCCGCCCUGGCGGCCGUCGGGAACGUGGUGGUGGUGACGGCCACCUACAGGACGGCGGCGCUCGGCUUCCUCAGCGCGGGCUCGUCAGAUCUGCCCGGCAACUACGGCGCAUCCGACCAGAAAGCGGCGCUGCUCUGGGUCCGCGCCCACAUUUCCGCAUUGGGCGGAGACGAGAGCCGAGUGACGGUGGGGGCGGAGCGUGGCGGCGCCGACAUCAUCAGCCUACGCCUCCUCAGCCGCACGCCCCUUUUCCAGCGCAUGCUCCUUAUGGGAGGCUCUCUGUUCUCGCCUUCGUCAUGGCAAACGCCAUCGUCCGCCCGCCGGCAAGCGCUGCAGUUGGCCGCCGAGUUGAACUGCCCGACGGAUGACGACGGGCAAAUGGCGACUUGCCUCAGGGCGACGCCCGUGCGGGAGCUGAACACCGCUCAAACCAAGCUGUUAGCCGCCAGCGGCCCCUUCCGCUCGUGGUCGCCCGUGCGACCGCAGGACACCACGCCCGACUCCUUACGCAGGGUCGACCUUCUGCUCGGAACAUCGCAGCACGACGGACUCAUCGAGCGCGCGCGGGACGUCAAGGACUUUACGACGGCGUUGUUCGGCGGCAGCGGCGGCAAGACGGCGUUUUACGAGGCGUUGAGCCGCUCGCUGGGCGGAGCCUCGGGAAACUCGCUACUAAAAGAUGCGGCCGCCUGGUUCUAUUCGCUGGACCAUAGCUCCGCCCCCGCCGGCUACAACCUUUUCUCCCGCGCUCUCGACAACGCCACAAGAGAUCUAUUCAUCAUCUGCCCCACACUGCGGAUGGCUAGCCACUACGCCGCCAGCGGCGCUAACGUCUUCCUAUACCACCAACCGGCGACCGUGAGCAGGGCCGAGCCAUCGGCGCCGCCAGACAUGCAACUGUUCUUCGGAGUUCCUCUCCGGCCGGACACCCGGCAUCGUCACACCGACGCCGAGCGUCGUCUCUCCUUGGCCGCCAUGAGCUACGUGGCUAACUUUGUCAGGAGCGGGAAUCCGAACCCUCCCGCGUCGUGGCCGGCGAGCUCCCUGCCCCGCUGGCGUCCGGUCCUGUCCUCUCUGGCCCCGCCCGCCUUCCUGGAGCUAAGCCCCGACCUCCGUCAGAAGUCGGGCCUGCGCGAGAGGAGCUGCUCUUUUUGGAACGGCUUGGCCGCAGUUCUCGCGCGGCACGGCCAGCUAGGGGCAGAGCCGACGUUCAAUCCGGAACUCCCGGUGGAUGCGCCGGACGGCCGAUCGCAGAGCGACAAAGACGCUUACAACUGA